AGGUUUUAACCGAAGACAGAGGAAACAACCCAACACGGAGUUCACCCUUACCAGAAAUGUGCUCUGCUGCACGAUUUGACACAAUUAGUGAGCAAUGUAAGCUGACAGGAUGAGACCGACGCCUGAGUUGAACACAAGAGCACACCAAGUUCAGGAGAGCAAGGGAUCUGCAAGAUGAACGCAUCAGAAAAUGUAUCCAUGUAUGCAGAUGAUUAUGAUUUCUGCAAUUUGGAUCCAGAGUUCCCUGAUGGAUCGGUUAUCCUGGUUCUUCACUACGUGCUGUUUUGUUUCGGUCUAUUGGGCAACAGCAUGGUUUUAUGGGUUCUGCUGCAGCACAUCAAGGUGAAAAGCAUGACCGAUGUGUGUCUUCUCAACCUGGCACUGUCUGAUCUCUUACUGGCUGUUUCCCUGCCCUUCUGGGCCUACGGCUCCAAGAACCUUCCAUCAUGCAAACUGAUAACAGGAAUCUAUCAGUUGGGUUUCUACAGUGGGACGCUGUUCGUGACCCUGAUGAGUCUGGACCGCUACCUGGCCAUCGUCCACGCCGUGACGGCCAUGCGAACCCGGACACUUCGCUAUGGAAUCACGGCGAGCGUCAUUAUCUGGGGUGUUUCUGUCGUCAUGGCGACUCCUCCUGUGAUAUUUGCCUCCCUGGAGGGAGAUGAGGAGGACAGCGGGCUUCAGUGCCAGCCCAAGUACCCACCAGGGAGCGAGGAGGUUUGGAAGAUGCAGAAAAACUUCAGUGAGAACACAACUGGACUUUUUCUGUGCCUCCCAGUCAUGAUAUUCUGCUAUAUGAAGAUCCUCGUGGUGCUGUCCAGGGCCAGGAACUCGAAAAAGAACAAAGCCAUGAAACUGAUAUUCGCCAUUGUGUGUGUAUUCGUGGUGUGCUGGGUCCCCUACAACGUCCUUGUGCUCAUCCAAACUUUGCAGCUGUUUGAUAUCAUGAACACUUGUACGGCUUCAGCACCCAUCAACACUGCCAUGAGCUUCGCUGAAAUCAUUGCAUUGUCUCACUGCUGCAUUAAUCCAGUGAUCUACGCAUUUGUGGGGGAGAAGUUCAGGAAGUCGUUGAGUGGUGUGAUGGGGAGAUACUUGUGCUUCAGAUAUCAAAGCACCAGCACUGUGAGAGAAACCACAGAGGGAGAGACCUCCAACACACCAGUGCGAUCAGACUAUUAAAAACAUGUCACUAUGUACUCCCGUUUGCAAAGAUGUGUAUGUAUUAUUAAUGUACAGACUAUAAGGAUGAAGGACUUUGUGUGUGUGUGUGUGUGUGUGUGUGUGUGUGCGUGUGUGUGGUUCAUACUUCCGCAAGCAAAAAAAAAAAAAAAGGUACUGACACAAUUUGCAGAAAUGAGAGAAAGUGGUUA
This is a messenger RNA of Salarias fasciatus (jewelled blenny), 1373 nucleotides long. Its product is annotated as C-C chemokine receptor type 2. The record is from RefSeq and is a predicted model, not a curated record. Gene Ontology annotation, molecular function: C-C chemokine receptor activity; C-C chemokine binding. Lineage: Eukaryota; Metazoa; Chordata; Actinopteri; Blenniiformes; Blenniidae. Gene Ontology annotation, cellular component: external side of plasma membrane; membrane. The coding region runs from base 175 to 1182 and encodes 335 amino acids. The transcript is spliced from 4 exons. Gene Ontology annotation, biological process: immune response; positive regulation of cytosolic calcium ion concentration; cell chemotaxis.